UGAAGACGAAGAAAAUUGUCAUUGAACAAACGGUCCCUUAACAAAAAGGGAAGCAUCAUGAGCCGUAACGAGUAUUUAUUCUCUCACCAUGUAUGCUGAGCAACAAAGUUGAAAGCAAAUUAUACAUUUAUACCAUCAACAUGUUGGUGCAGGAAGAGAAAGGCAUGGCUGAUCCAAUUCCCUUGAAUCAGCACUUUGUGCUGGUGCAUGGCAUUUGUGGAGGAGGUUGGUGCUGGUACAAACUCCAGUGCCUUAUGGAGAAUUCUGGCUUCAAGGUCUCAUGCAUAGACCUCAAGAGUGCAGGAAUUGAUCAAACUGAUGCUGAUUCUCUUCAUUCCUUUGAUGAUUACAAUCAACCCCUCAUGGAUUUCUUGGCUGCUUUGCCUCAAAAUGAACAGGUGAUUUUGGUGGGGCACAGUGCAGGAGGAUUGAGUGUUACUCAGGCUUGUCACAAAUUUGCCAAGAAGAUCCGUUUAGCAGUGUAUGUAGCAGCAACUAUGCUCAAGUUGGGAUACUGGACAGAUCAAGAUCUAAAAGAUGGUGUACCUGACCUAUCAGAGUUUGGGGAUGUAUACCAGCUAGGAUUUGGAUUGGGACAGGAUAAGCCUCCAACCAGUGCUUUGGUGAAGAAAGAAUUUCAACGCAAUAUCUUCUACCCUUUGAGCCCACCUGAGGAUUCAACUUUAGCUGGCAUGCUGAUGAGGCCAGGGCCAAUUCUAGCAUUGACAAGUGCAAGGUUCAAGGAGGAAGGGGAAGUGGAGAAGGUGCCGAGGGUGUACAUAAGGACAAGGCAUGACAGUGUGGUGAAGCCAGAGCAGCAAGAAGCUAUGAUAAAGAGGUGGCCACCAUUGAGUGUGUAUGAACUAGACAGUGAUCACUCUCCCUUGUUCUCCACCCCUUUCCUUCUCUUUGGUUUGCUUCUGAAAGCUGCAGCUUUUGACGUUGGAACCAACUUUGAGACUAGGCCACCCUCCUAACUUUUCUUUUCUCUACUACUUUUUGCUUCUCUCCAAUCCAAACCAUGUGCUGUGAUAAAUCAAUUUGGUCCAUAAUCACUGAAUAAUUUAUAUAUAUUCAUAAUUCUAUAUAUA
Cajanus cajan (pigeon pea) is the source of this 1091-nucleotide messenger RNA. Its product is annotated as methylesterase 17. Lineage: Eukaryota; Viridiplantae; Streptophyta; Magnoliopsida; Fabales; Fabaceae. Gene Ontology annotation, molecular function: methyl indole-3-acetate esterase activity; methyl jasmonate esterase activity; methyl salicylate esterase activity. Gene Ontology annotation, biological process: jasmonic acid metabolic process; salicylic acid metabolic process. The record is from RefSeq and is a predicted model, not a curated record.